UCGGUUUAAAAUUUUAAAAAGAAAAAUAGUUUAUGUUUUGUGAAUAUUACAUUCUUGAUCAUCUUUAUUAUUAGACCAAAAGAACACUAAUUAUAUAAAAACAAAUAGCAUUUACGUCACAAAUAUAUAUUGUAUUAGUACAUCCUAGAUACUACAACAAUACAAUGACAAGUCUAGAAGAGCUCGAGAACCAGUGCCUACCAAUUAGCAAGUUGAAGAAAUAUGCAACAGAAUGGGUUAUUAAAGUCUUAGUCAUUCGUCGGAGUUUAACAAAAGAGUAUAAAAAUACAAAUGGUGAAGGUAUUCGUUGGCAACUGAUAUUAGUCGAUGAAGAGGGUACAAAAAUACAAACCACUCUUUUCAACAAAGAUGUUCAUGCAUGGAACAAGUCUUUUCAACUUAAUCAAAGUUACUACAUUAUAAAUGGAAAAUUAAAUCGACCUAAACCAAACUUCUUAUCCGUACAUAAGGAGCUCGAACUAGCAUUUAUGAACAACACCGAGGUCGUUGAGGACAAAAGUCAUUUUAAGACUGAUCAAUUUUCAAAUGGAUUUAUUACAUUUGAUGAAGCUGAAAAAAUCACUAAUGGAAGUUUGUUUGAUGUGGUGUGUAUUUUACUCACAGUAAAAGCACUAACUGGAGAAGGACGAAGCAUUAGACGCGAAGUAAUCGUUACAAACGAAAGGUAUGAUCGAAAAGUCAUGACUUUAUGGGGAGACUUUGCUGAAAUCGAAGGUCAAAUGUUACAAAGCCUUGAAAGUGAAAAACCAGUUCUUGCCUUUUGUGAUGUAAAAUCAUCAAUUUAUCAAGGGGAUUUUGUCCUUUCCACAACUCCUGUUAGUAGUUUGCUUAUAAAUCCACAAUUUGAAAAAGCGAACAAUCUCCAAAAAUGGAAUGACAACAUGAAGGCAGAAAAGAUUGACGUAAGUCUAAUGCCAAGCAGACUGAUGCAAACUGCCCGUCAAGUGAAAAUUAGUAAUAUUUUAAAUGGUUCACUUGCCAUUGUGAAGGACAUGUACUAUAAGUUCAAUGCUACGGUUACUGACAUUGACAGUAACACCGACCCAUGGUAUCCUGGUUGCAACAAAUGCUACAAGCGAGUUACUGUUAUAAAUAGUGUUGCAACUUGUACCUACUGUAGAGCUGAAGAUGUUGAUUAUGAGGCGAGAUAUCGGUUAAAGAUUGAUGUCACUGCUGAGGAUCAAUUUCUAAGCAUUACAAUGUUUGAUGCUGCAAAAUACUAUUUUGGUUGUAACGUAAAAGAGUAUGUUCUCUCUACAUCUGAAAAGAAAGAACAAUCACCAUACUAUCGCAAGAUGGUAUUGAGUAAAGGGAAAGAAUUCAGUAUACUUGUUAAGAUUGAUCGUAAAUUCCCAGAUGUUGACACAAACAUGAAUGUGAUAGCUAUGGAGAUACAUGAGGUUUCCAAAAAAUUACCACCAGAUCAAACCAAGGUUAAAAUUCCAAUUACAAAACAAAGAAGCAAGAGGACGAAGAUACUAAGUGAUGAUGAAAAAAUGAAAGGAAUAGUUGCAGGCAUACCUCAUAUUGAAAAAGAUAUUGCAGCAGUUGAAACUGACAUUGAAAAUCCACACAAAAAAAAUACAUGCAAGAGGACUAACAACAUUAAGCAAGUCAUUGCAGAUGAUAAUCCACAGAAAUUGAGGAUACAUGAGGUAGAAAAACAUAUUGUACUAGAUGAAAGUGACGACGAAGCCCCACUAAUUCAACUACAAAGAAAAAGGACCAGGAAGGUUAAAGGAAAAAACAUCAUGCCCUAUCCGAUGGAAAAGAAGAUCAAAGAGGAAAAAAAUAAUAUAUAAUUGAUUUAAAGUUUCCUUAUUUUUAUCUACCAAUGCUUAUUAUCUCCCUAAUAUUUAAAAAUAACUUACAUUUUUUCACCAAGCAACUUCACCUAACAUCGCUUUUAUUUUUAGCUUACUUUCCUAUAUCCAUGAAUUUUGUUAACUGUUUCACUAAACAUUCAAUGUAUGCAAUUUAUUACUUCAAAACAGAUCAACAACAAUCUUCUGCUGCAAUGUAUAUCCUCAUACAUAAAAAAAGAUCAAUGCUAAAUUACAUAUACUAAAUAGGAAGAGAUAAGAGAAGUGUCACACCAACAAUCCAAAUUUUAUCACCAUCAAAUCAACAAUGACACACAACCAACAUCAAGGUGAUACAACUAUAACCACUCCUUUCAUGCCAAAUCAAGCAGGUGAUAAAGGAAAAAACAUUCCUUCUACCAGUAAAACUCAUCAGCAUGACAACAAUAUAAAAAAAAGUUCAACCAACACAGAGAAAAGUCAAUUGCAAAGCGCAUUGCAAAGAGUGGAUAAGUAUAUAUUAACAACCCAAACAAUAUCACAUGUCGAAGAUGAACAUCCACGUUUGAAAAAGCAGCGUAAAAUCAAUUGGCUAUUUAGAGCAUUAUCUCAAGAGUCUGAAGUUAGAGGUACAUCGGAAAACCCUAUUCAUAUCUUACAUAACUUGAACGUUCAAUAAUAUCAAAUUACAUUUCUAACAUAUCUCUAAAAAUAUUUCUAUAUAUAGGAAUUGUUGCUUAUAACUUAUCUUUAUCAUAUCUGCACGUGCUGAAAGCCGUCCCAGAAUGUAUUUAUUGUGCUGCAAAAAGAUUGGAACAUGAACCUCCAGCAUUCUGUUGUGCAAGCGGAUAUAUCAAAUUGGCAAACACUGAAGCACCAACAGAACUAUAUGAAAUGUUUGUGGCAUCUACUCCAGACGCGGUAGAGUUUCGCAAAAAUAUUCGUGCAUAUAAUAGUAUCUUUGCUUUUACAUCUUUUGGUGUUAACCUGGAUAAGGAACUAGCAUCUGCAAAAAAAGGAGUAUACACAUUCAG
Solanum pennellii is the source of this 2857-nucleotide messenger RNA. RefSeq names its product replication protein A 70 kDa DNA-binding subunit D-like. Bases 165 to 1823 code for a protein of 552 amino acids. The transcript has 12 exons. NCBI's taxonomy places the organism in Eukaryota, Viridiplantae, Streptophyta, Magnoliopsida, Solanales, Solanaceae. The record is from RefSeq and is a predicted model, not a curated record. Gene Ontology annotation, cellular component: nucleus. Gene Ontology annotation, molecular function: DNA binding. Gene Ontology annotation, biological process: DNA recombination; DNA replication; DNA repair.